Molecule: messenger RNA, 1515 nt
Organism: Chara braunii
Lineage: Eukaryota; Viridiplantae; Streptophyta; Charophyceae; Charales; Characeae
Source: the annotation of a GenBank genome assembly
CGCCUUUCCAGGAGGCCGAUGAGAGUCGACAGCACUGGCUGCAAGGGAAGCAUGCGGUAUGGGAAUGGGUGCGUCAGGGGCAGGAGGUGGGAGUGCGAGGAAAGGGGCAGUACAAGUUGCGUUGCACGUUGUGCAACCACAUAUGGGUUGGGGGACGAAGGCAGAGGACCACUUCACCCGCCCGGCUGCGCAUUGCAGAUUUCGUACAGGAGAAAUUUUGUACAAGUUAAUGAGAGACGGGGUCUCCAUCACGGACCCAGUGGGGAGGGCUAUGGCAGAGAGGCACAUGGAUGUCCGCGAGGAGGAGUUGGAGAUGGAGGACCUACGGAGGGCCGAUGACGCGGCCACCCCUGCUGCACGCAUGGCAAAUGACCGGGCUGCUGACCACGGAGACGAGUCGGGAGGCCGAGGGGCGGAUCCCCCCAUGACGGAUGAGGGACGGGUUGGUGAUGUGCGCGUAGAGGACGAGCUCACUAUGCUGAGAGAGAGGAUACGAGUCCUCGAGGCGGGGCGACAGCCGACCCGCGCGGAUGGCACUUUACGACAGUGUUCGAGGCGGGGAGUGGACAUGGCGUGGCUCUCGACGGAGGGCACAUCUGGCCCAUCGGGCGUCAUCGUGCCCCAUGAUCGUCGAAUGCUGCAGACGAGGUUGGAUAAUUGGGCCAGUGGGGGUUUGCAGCAGCAGUACGAGAGGUUGUGGGCGAGAGCGUUGUUCAGGGUUGGGGUACAUUUCUCGUUCAUGCGCCUCGAGACCACGCAGGAGCUGCAUGACUUUAUGGUGUCAUUGAUGCGGGUGACGAUUGGACCAGCUUUGGUCCUACCCUCAUACACAGACAUGCGCACACGGCUCCUAGAUGAGAUCUACCACGAGAUUGCGAAAAAAGUUGCGCCGAAGAAGGCGAAAUGGAAGCUCACAGGGUGUACCAUGAUGACAGACGGGGCUACAACGAGGUCGUACAAGCCCGUCGUCAACUUCAUUGCAGCAGGCGAGGACGGGCCAGUCUUGAUCACCACCAUCGAUAUGUCGGAGAGGGACAAGACUAGUGUGGCACUCGCAGAUUUGUGGGAGGACGUCAUCCGAGAUAUUGGCGUUGACGUUGUCAAUGCGUAUUGCACUGACAAUGCUUACGCCAAUAAGGUGGCUGCGCAGCGGUUGCAGGACCAUCCCGACAGCGCCAUCUCUCGGAUCCCUUGGCUCCCCUGUGCGGCCCAUUGCUUGAGUCUCCUCCUUCGAGACAUCACGUGCUUCCAGUGGGUGCGCCCUAUUUUGAAGAACACACACAAGGUUGUGAUGUUCUUCAAGAACAUUCAGAAGGCCCUCAUGUAUCAUCGCUCCUUUAAGGGCCGAGGGCAGCUAGAGCUGAUCCGACCAUGUGACACACAGUUCGGGUCACCAUUCCAGAUGGUGGAGCGCCUUACCGAUCAGGAGCGCAUAUUGAGGGUGUUGUGGGCAGUGUGAGAUGGCGCUCCACCCCGUGGAAGGGGAAGGCAGCCCAGGAUGAGCGCCCCGAUCGA